Molecule: messenger RNA, 1866 nt
Organism: Didymosphaeria variabile
Lineage: Eukaryota; Fungi; Ascomycota; Dothideomycetes; Pleosporales; Didymosphaeriaceae
Exons: 2
Coding region: 1-1866 (621 amino acids)
Source: RefSeq, a predicted model, not a curated record
AUGUCUUCGAGCUCCGCCGCUUUCUGGGCCAAAAACGCGCACAAGAUAGGCCAGUUGCGUGGAGUCCUGCCUCCGUCCCCUGACCAGGAGACCAAGCCCACCGAGCCUACGCCGGCUGAAGCCAGCGUGUCGAAGCAGUUCGGCAGCGGCCAUGUCUUCAAGGUGAAAAAGGAUUGCGGCACGAAGAGCCCUGAGUAUCCAUCAAGCGCAUUCACAUCGACGGCGACCACUUCUCCCUUGUCACCUAGCACUGCAACAUCGUGGGCCGACUCGGUUGAAGAAGAUGAGGCGCAAGCCGAUGCCGACGCUGCUGCCGCUGCCGCUGCCGCUGGCCAUGGCGCCGGUCGUAACUUCCAACCUAUGCCCGGCACCGUGAUCCAGCAGGCGAAGCGCAUUCAAGAACUGGAGACCACGAUCGUUCAUCAAGCCAAGCGCAUUGUGGAUCUCGAAGGCGACGUGAAAGACAAGGACGCCAACAUCGAGCAUUUGACUGGCGCAAUUGAAGAGAAGGAAGCGCACAUCAGCCGACUGGAGGCCAACAUAAUCGAUCGAGACACGCACAUCGCGAAUUUGACUAGUCAAGUGGAUGAAGAAAUCCGACGCACCAAGAAGCUCAGGGACGAGCUGCAGGAGAAGAUGGUGCUCGUUCAAGACUUGGAGUUACAGGUCGCAGAAACCAUCAGUGUACCCGACUCGGGUUCGCUCACUGAAGUCGAAGAGGAUGCAGAAGAAGAGUCGCUUUCAACCCCCGCGCGCGAGUCUCGCACCGUUCUCAUGGCCGAAGCCUGCGAAGAUAUUGAUGUUCCGGGGGACACAACCGCAGGCGCUAUCGCUGCCGCACUGGAAGCACAGACGCCCAUCAAGCCCGAGACUGCCACCUCAUCUGAAGAUGAGUUCCCGGCGCUCUCCCCUGUUGACUUCCCUGCACUCGGCUCACCCACACCAGUGCGUGAUUUGAAGCGCUCACCAUUUGUGACGGCGGACAACAUCAAGAAGGUACCACCGCCCCCGCCAGCUCGUACCCUCAAGCUUGGCAUCGAUCCUUCAAAGUUCCAAAAGAAGUCUGUGGCAGGCCAUGGAGGGCGAUUCAUGUUCGGAUCCCGCCGGGCAAACGAGGGACCUCCAAAGAUCGAUACCUCUAAAGACAUUCGAAAAAUGUCUAAGGAAGAGCGCGAGCCUUUCGGGUACGGUCCAACUGUGCAGUUCAUCAUUGGAAAUGACACUGUAGCGUCUCUUCCAAAGUACAUGUUGAUGCAAGUUUCUUCGAAGGCGUUCAACCACUGGACAGCCAAUCCCACUGCCCUAACGAUCAAGUUCGACGCUGGUUCCAUGACCAAAGAGGCACUCAACAUCCAUUUGGAGUGGAUCACCAUGCACACCCACUGCAGUCGUGUGUACAGCGUGUCUCUGAAGCCGGAGAAUUCCGACCGUUACAACUUGGAGAUCGUUCGCUGCGCCCGCGUGCUGGGACUCCACAGCAUGUAUAUGGGUCACUUCACCCGUCUUUACUGCCAGAAAGUGCGCGACGGCCCCACUGACGAACUCAUCGCUCUUAUCGAAGAACUGGCCUACACUGAUGACGAGCCGAUCUUCGAUUGCUUGGCCAACAACAUGGCCAUGCAGCACUCAAAGGCGAAAGCAGAGGAUCUUCAAGACUGGAACAUACAUCUCGCCCGCCUUCCGAAGCUGGCUGCUAAGAUCCAGGACAUCCAGGCUCGGAAGAACUUCGCUCAGGGCAAGACCUACAGCAAGGGCAAGAAGGCUUUGCCGCCGCAGAAGGCUGCCGAGGAAGUCGCCACAACGGCCGUGACAGCGGAUAUCGAUCCUGACGCGGCGUGGCGCGCUGUAGGCCCGGCGUAUGUCUGA